Molecule: messenger RNA, 2942 nt
Organism: Homarus americanus (American lobster)
Lineage: Eukaryota; Metazoa; Arthropoda; Malacostraca; Decapoda; Nephropidae
Exons: 11
Coding region: 116-2626 (836 amino acids)
Molecular function (GO): serine-type endopeptidase inhibitor activity
Source: RefSeq, a predicted model, not a curated record
UAUAAGACCCAAGUUCAGGUGUGUGCUGGUCACAACUCACCUGGUUGACGCUACGACAACAAGGCACCUUCAGUCUUACCUGUGUACUGUAGGUCAACACUAAACAGUAGGGAGAAUGUUAAACUUUGUGUCGGCAGUGUUGUUAUUGACGCUAGUGGGUGUGGUCAGCCCUCAGUGUAUCACCACCAACGAUACUCAGUCCCCACCACUCCACCCUGACCUGGGCCACAUCCUCCCCUUCAGCUUGGGUUUGUUCAAGGAGCUCUACGUCCCCGGCAGCGCCACGGGCAACUUCUUCUUCUCCCCCUUCAGCAUCUGGAACGCCCUCGUCUUGGCCUACUUCGGGUCGGCUGGCAGAACCCGGGAGCAACUGCAACGGGUUCUCAACCUUAAGAACCCAGCUGAUACCCUGGCCACUUACAAGGCCGUGGACCGUCUGUACGCAGAGCGACAGGCCAACAGCAGCGACUAUGUGAUCGAUUUGGCCAACCGAAUCUACGUGGACGUAAAUUUACCCCUCCGUGACUGUGUGAACCACGUCCUUUCUGAGGAGGUCCAGCUGCUCAACUUCUCCCAGGUAAACGAGGCAGCCAACAAGAUUAACCAAUUCGUGUCGGAGACAACACGGAGCAAAAUCACGCAGGUGGUCACCCCCCUGGACCUUGAGAACGCCGUCAUGGCGGUGGUUAACGCGGCCUACUUCAAGGGCCUCUGGCUCACACCCUUCAAGACUUCCCUCACCUCCAAGGAUAAGUUCUUCACAUCCCCAAACCAACACACACUAGUCGACAUGAUGAAUCUAAACGAUUACUUUAAAGUAGGAAUAUCAAGUGAGCUGGGUGCUACAGUGCUUGAGCUGCCGUACAAGGGAGAGGCCGCGUCCAUGUUUGUGCUGCUGCCUGACUCUGCGGCGACCGACGACAACACCACAACACCCCUGGACUCCAUGCUGACCCGCCUCACCCCAUACACUCUCAGAGCUGCCCUCGCCACCCUGACAAAUCAAGAAGUCGUCAUCAAGAUCCCCAAGUUCGAGAUGGAAAAGAGAAUCAAAAAAGAACUUAAAGGGGCUCUCCAGCGUCUAGGGAUCCGAGACAUCUUCAGUAACUCUGCUGACAUGUCCAUCUUUGAUCCUUCACGUCAAAUUAUAUUGGAAGAGACCAUCCAUAAGGCCGUAAUAGAAGUAAACGAGGAGGGUUCAGAGGCUGCGGCUGCAACAGUGGGAUUCUUCAUUAAAAUACUUCCUUUCCGAAUUAUAUGUAACCGCCCCUUUCUAUUCUUCAUCCACGAUAACCAUACCCAUAAUAUUCUCUUUAUGGGCGUCUACAGGCAGCCAUGCUACGACAACAAGACACCUUCAGUCUUACCUGUGUACUGUAGGUCAACACUAAACAGUAGAAUGUUAAACUUUGUGUCGGCAGUGUUGUUAUUGACGCUAGUGGGUGUGGUCAGCCCUCAGUGUAUCACCACCAACGAUACUCAGCCCCCGCCACUCCACCCUGACCUGGGCCACAUCCUCCCCUUCAGCUUGGGUUUGUUCAAGGAGCUUUACGUCCCCGGCAGCGCCACGGGCAACUUCUUCUUCUCCCCCUUCAGCAUCUGGAACGCCCUCGUCUUGGCCUACUUCGGGUCGGCUGGCAGAACCCAGGAGCAACUGCAACGGGUUCUCAACCUUAAGAACCCAGCUGAUACCCUGGCCACUUACAAGGCCGUGGACCGUCUAUACGCAGAGCGACAGGCCAACAACAGCGACUAUGUGAUCGAUUUGGCCAACCGAAUGUACGUGAACGUGAGCUUUACCCUCCGUGACUGUGUGAGCCAGGUCCUCUCUGAGGAGGUCCAGUUCCUCAACUUCUACCAGAACGACGAGGCAGCCAACAAGAUCAACCAAUUCGUGUCGGAGACAACACGGAGCAAAAUCACGCAGGUGGUCACCCCCCAGGACCUUAAGAACGUCGUCAUGGCGUUGAUUAACGCCGCUUACUUCAAGGGCCUCUGGCUCACACCCUUCAAGACUUCCCUCACCUCCAAGGAUAAGUUCUUCACAUCCCCAAACCAACACACACUAGUCGACAUGAUGAAUCUAAACGAUUACUUUAAAGCAGGCAUAUCAAGUGAGCUGGGAGCUAGAGUGCUUGAGCUGCCGUACAAGGGAGAGGCCGCGUCCAUGUUUGUGCUGCUGCCUGACUCUGGGGCGACCGACGACAACACUACAACACCCCUGGACGCCAUGCUGACCUACCUCAACCCAUACUCUCUCAGAGCUGCCCUCGCCACACUGAGAACACAAAGAGUCCUCAUCAGGAUCCCCAAGUUCAAGAUGGAAAAGGGGAUCAAAGAAGAACUUAAAGAGGCUCUCCAGCGUCUUGGGAUCCGAGACAUCUUCAGUGACUCUGCUGACAUGUCCAUCUUUGAUCCUUUACGUCAGCUUAAAGUGAAAGAGACCAUCCAUAAGGCCGUAAUAGAAGUAAACGAAGAGGGUUCAGAGGCUGCGGCUGCAACAGUGGGACUCAUUGUUCCCUUGUCGGGCCCGUUACGAUUCAUAUGUAAUAGGCCCUUCCUAUUCUUCAUCCACGAUAACCAUACCAAUAACAUUCUCUUUAUGGGCGUCUACAGGCAGCCUUGAACCCACACAAAACCAUAAUGUACACCCUUAUAGAACACCAAUAUAACUUAGGCACCUACAAAGAGACCUCCGUAAUAUCUUGACUAUCACUGCCCACUAUUAUGUUUACGUGACCAUAAUAAUGUAAAAUAUAUCCCCUGUAAUGUGGUCGUGAUGUGAUCAACUGUGUAUGUGAGUUACAAGUGUUCCCCAAGAACUGACUGACAGUGAAGGCUGCCGCAGUAACAUUCUAACCCUAAUGUUUCGAAAUUAUGAAAUAUAUAAACAACCUGGAAAAUAAUAUUCAAUUUAGUUCCUGAAUAAAAUAUACAUUAUU